AUUCUAACCAAAAAAACUUGCAAGAUGUUUGAAUCGAAAAGCAAAUACAAAGUAAACGAUCACCCCUAUCUGGUGUCAACAUGCUAUUUCAAAGGACGCGACUAUCUUGUCAAAAUGAAUGUAUCUAACAAAAAAGCACUGGAGAUAAAAGUAACUGACAAGCACACCAUGGAGGACUGGUUUUGUAGCUACGAUGCAUCUUACAUUGAAAACCUCACACGAAAAACUGGGAACUAUAAGCAAUUCUCCAUAUUUGUUGCCAUGCUUAAGUCUGGAUUAAUGAAAACAAGCGAGAGCGUUUCUUUAGAUUUGCUGACUUUCAACGACCUUGAAAUUCUGACAACGAAACGAAUCAUGAGUCAUACAAUACCUAAUCACCCUGACAACACUUCACCUACAACCGCCUCUAAUAGACGAUAUUUAAUACUGAUUUAUACUGUGGAAUUUGACAGAGUGCACUACCCUCUUCCCAUGGAGUAUUGUGGACCACCGGAUUCUCAGAUGCUGUUGGCCACAAUUCGGAGACUUGAACAAGAGGUCAACCAACUUCACGGUCAAUUGGAGAAGAGUACAGGUCACGAAGAGCUUACUAUUCAAAUCUCCAAUCUCGAGAAAAGAGUUGUCGAAGCGAAUCAGGAAAAUGAUAAGCUAAGAAAGGAAGUUUCAAGACUGAAUGAUCAGCUGGCUGCAAAAAAUAAAGUUCCUCCAAAAUUUGUGGAAGCUUUUCAGAAUAGCAUCCUGAAGCUUGAAGAACAGGUCAAACAACAGAGGCUUGCAAUGAAGCAACAUUUGGACCAAUUCCAGAGUGAUAGAGCUAAACUCAAUGCACAGGUGGAAGAAUAUAAAAAUAUUGAAAAGAAUUUGCUACAAGAGUUGGAGAGUUUGCAAAAAAGACAAAGACCUCCAGAGAAAGAGAAGGAAACACGUCAGUCAAGAUUUGAAUCGUUCAAUAAACGGACCCAAAGAAAUUCAGUGGACAACCAACCAUGUAUUUCAACCCAGCGUAAAGCUACACUAUUCGAUGGUUGCCCUAGAAGAAUAAAUGAGCCGAGAAACGUAUCAUCUAGACGCUCUAGGAGACGAUCGAGCUCUUCAGAUUCCAGCCUUGGACGAAGAUCUAAGAGAGGAACUUCUCCUAAACGUUUACUAAAGGAUAAAAGUUCUUCAAUUGAAUCGAUGCACGAAAAAGAAAAAGGAAAUUAUAUCCAUCGAAAGGGAUGCAGCCCAAGUGGGGAUUAUUCUAGCUGUUCCAGCUCUAGUACUUAUAUUAAAUCGAAAAAGAAUAUUAAAAAGUUGCCGAAGAAAAGCACAAAAGAUUCAGGGAACGACAUCAAAAUAACUGAACUAGAGAAGCGUGUCAACGCUCUUCAAAAGCUUUUGGAGAAGGAUUUUUCACUUUCAUAGAAAAAUUGGGUUGAGAGAUGUUGAAUUAAAAAUAAUAAUUCCACUUCUAGUUUUUAAACUAGUUCCGUGUUGAAUUAAUUUGGAUAAUUUAUGAUACUUACAUUCAACUUUUAUAAAGCCUUUUGGAUCCAGAGUUUCAACAAAACAAUAAAAAAUUACCACACCUGAAUAUUCAUAAUAUAUAUUUAUCAAAUGAUACAUGAAUCUCAUAGAAUUAUUGUGUAGGAUCUGAUUCAUUGG
Messenger RNA from Nilaparvata lugens (brown planthopper), 1644 nucleotides. RefSeq names its product centrosomal protein CCDC61. Gene Ontology annotation, cellular component: centrosome. NCBI's taxonomy places the organism in Eukaryota, Metazoa, Arthropoda, Insecta, Hemiptera, Delphacidae. The record is from RefSeq and is a predicted model, not a curated record. The coding region runs from base 25 to 1404 and encodes 459 amino acids. The transcript has 10 exons.